AUGGCAUCACGGAAGAUGCAAAAACUCUCCAGGAAAGUGAGCUUCUCCCCGCUAACGCUGACCAGUAAGCUGAACGAUGGGAGGAGCGUGAAACAGGACUGGGCCAGUCUUAUCACUAUCUACCUCUGCUGGGCCCUGGUGGCCGUCACGUUCCCAUUUUCGCUCUUUUUCUGCAUCAAGAUCGUCACGGAGUACAAGAGGAUGGUCGUCUACCGCCUCGGGCGAGUACCAAAUCACAAGCCGAUGGGGCCAGGAGUGGUGAUUUUACUGCCAUGUAUAGACGAUUAUAAAACAGUCGAUCUUCGAACAAUGUCGUAUGAUGUGCCUUCCCAGGAGAUGCUCACCCGAGACUCGGUUACGGUAUCUGUAGAUGCUGCAGUGUAUUAUAGGACGAGCGACCCAGUCGCCAGUAUUUCCGCCAUCACCGAUGCUCACUACUCCACUAGGCAGUUGGCACAGACUACACUACGCAACUUGCUAGGAACAAGAACACUUUCUGAAAUGAUGUCAGACCGAGAGGGUGUCGCAACGCAAGCCAAGUUUAUUUUGGAUGCCGCCACCCAUCUCUGGGGCAUUACCGUUGAGCGCGUGGAGAUCAAGGACAUUCGUCUCCCGAUGGAACUCUGCCGCUCGAUGGCCGCCGAAGCAGAAGCCGUCCGCGAAAGUGAUGCCAAAUAUGCGUCAAUGGCCCUAAAAGCCGCUGCCGACGAGUUGAGCGAGGUCGAGGGUGCUGUACAACUUCGUGUUCUUCAUUCGUUAACGAAGAUUUCUGCCAUCGACAAUCACACCGUCAUCCUCCCAAUCCCAAUCGACCUGAUCCGGGCCGUCGUGAAAAAGUUUAGUGGCCCGGAAGCGUCGAAAGAA
This is a messenger RNA of Mesorhabditis spiculigera, 864 nucleotides long. The record is from the annotation of a GenBank genome assembly. Lineage: Eukaryota; Metazoa; Nematoda; Chromadorea; Rhabditida; Rhabditidae.